AUGUCUUUCCCUCAGGACCCCCGGCGUCGUCGCGGUGGAGCCGGCACCGGUUUCAGCUCUACAGGUGGAAGAACUGCCAUGGGGUACUACAUUCCCUUGGCUUUAACUGUGGGUGUAGCUGCUGUGAGCAUUGCUGCAUGGAUUUGGAGUGAACGACACGAAGACGACGACGAGGAGGACGAAGUGCAUCAUGACGACGGACAAGGUCAUUACCCGCCCCCCCCCGGCGCUGCUGGAGGCGCUUACCCUCCACCGGGCUAUCCCGCAGGCCCCCCAGGGGAGUAUACGCGAGAUAUGGCUCCUGGUGACGCUUCAUAUGACCCGAGCUUCAUGGGUCGCAUGCAGGGCGCGUUGCGCCGAACCCCGAGCCCCCAACAGAUCUUUGAUGGCGCAAGCCGCAAAGUAGUCGCUGGAGUUGCUGCUGCGGGUCAAUUUGUUGGAGGCGCACUCACAUCUAUCAAGGAGGAAAACCGAGACCGAGGCGACUUUGAAGACCAUACGAGAUGGUCUGAAGAGGCUCAAACUCGGGCGACUGAGAGAAGCCAACAGCCAAUCGAGACAACCAUGAGUGGUGCACUACAGGGCCGCGCACCUGGACAACAUGCGUUCGAGAAGAAGAAAAAGACUGUUGUUAUUGUAGUAUCCUCUCUUACUCCCGUUGACUCGGAUGAUUUUGUUUCGGAACACGCCUCUAUUCUCUCUCACCUUCCUGAACAUGUGGACUUGGAUACAUCUCGCAUAUUUGUCUUGAUCUAUGCCCCGAACUUGAAGCAUGCCAUUGGUCAAGGAAGCGCUUCGCGCGCAACCCAGUCAAUCACCUCAUCCUACUCUAACAUUGCGGCCGAAGAGGCAAACUCUUCUGGCGAGUUGGUUGGCGGUGAUCUUGCCAAGGUCGAGCCUCGACAGGAUGAUGAACUUGAGGGCCAAUCACCUUCCUUCCGCACUCUCUAUACACAGGCCCAGGCUCUUGUUGAAAAGGAGAAUAUGAUCAUGCCUUUCAACACAAACAGUGGAUACGUCCACCUCGUUCGCCAUCUGUCACCAGACCUUGUCUAUGUUCAAGAAUCGUUGACAGGAGAUAAAGGUGACCCCGUUCAGCACAUUUCCGGUUGGGUUCGACAGGUCAUUGUCGUAGUUGGCGACGAGGGUGGUCGUGGCGGUCUCAUUGACAGUGACGAUGAGUCCGCUCUCGCCGACAAGGGAGAGAAAUGGUGGCAGAAAGAGGGUACCACCGGCAUUGGAAAGCGAAUCGAUAUAGUUGAUUCGCUCCGCGUUGGUGAUGAUUGGCGGCGCCGAGUGCGUGGCCUGGAUUAA
Penicillium angulare is the source of this 1314-nucleotide messenger RNA. RefSeq lists its product as uncharacterized. The record is from RefSeq and is a predicted model, not a curated record. Lineage: Eukaryota; Fungi; Ascomycota; Eurotiomycetes; Eurotiales; Aspergillaceae. The transcript is spliced from 2 exons. Bases 1 to 1314 code for a protein of 437 amino acids.